CUAUUCAAUGCACCCACACAUCAAUGAUAUGAACCGAAUUACCGUUUUUCUUAAAAAUACAAAAACAAUCACAGGGUGGACGUGAUCAUAUGCAGUUUCGAUUGCAUUUAGGAUAAUAUCCUCAUUGAAUGCAGCAGAUAUUGUGUGCGUUGAGAUUGUCUUGUUACUUAAUUCUGUCGGACUGAUUGCAGUUCCAGAGAUCAAUCAACUUCUUCAAACGUACUGAAGAAUUCAAUUUUAUCUUGAACCCUGUACACAAAUCAGCAUAAAAUACGUGUCACUGUGUCAUUCAUCAUUUAAUAUUAUUUCUCGUUGAAUGUGUAUGUGCUGUCUAACGUAAAAUCCAUUCUUUCUCCAAUAGAAUGAAUUUAACCACCAUAAAUGCAACAAAGAUAGCACGACAAAUACAGUUAUGUCAAACAUACAUUUGCUGUGAAUCGAAUGCACGUAGAGCGUUUGUUCAGAAAGUAUCAUGCAAUUGGCUGACAAGUAACCCAUCCAGGAACACUUCGACUAUCGCAUUUUAUCAGAGUAAUUUCUUGCGCAAACGUAUUGCCGACCGGAGUGUUUUAGUUAUUGUGCCGAAACGAUCUUUUGUUAUUUCGAGUUCAGCUGCUGAUAAGUCACGGAAAAAGUCGCGAAUAUUGUCACAAUUUGCCAACGUUGUCAGGGAUUUUAUUGGAAAAACUUUUUCGACCGUAAAUAGUGCAGCAUUUUCGGACAAUAUGACCAAAAUUGCAUUUCAACGGUUACCAGCGACUGUUGUGCCGAAGCAUUACAAUCUGGAAUUGAAGCCCGAUUUAAUUGGAUUCACAUUCGCUGGAAAUGUUUCAAUUCAAAUUCAGAUUCUGUCUCCAGUUGAUCAGAUCGUCUUAAAUGCCAUGGAAUUAGCCAUCAACAAAUCCGAAAUAAUUCAAAAUGGUCAAUCAUACGCAACGGAAUCGGUUACUCUGAAUGCGGAACAAGAAACCGCCAUCCUAAAAUUCAAUCAACAAUUCAGCGGCGAUGCUACACUCAACAUCGAAUUCAACGGUGAAUUGAAUGAUAAAAUGAAGGGCUUUUAUCGCAGCAAAUAUUUCGCUCCAACCGGUGAAGUACGCUACGCUGGAGUUACACAAUUUGAGGCUACCGAUGCGAGACGUUGCUUCCCAUGCUGGGACGAACCUGCCACUAAGGCAACAUUUGAUAUAACCCUCAAAGUUCCUGCCGACCGUGUAGCUUUGUCAAACAUGCCCAUCGUAUCCGAUGUGAACGAGAACGGAUUGAGAACGGUUCGAUUCGACACAACCCCCAUCAUGUCAACGUAUCUGGUUGCUGUUGUAGUUGGUGAAUACGAUUACGUGGAAGAUAAAUCAACCGAUGGUGUGCUGGUGCGCGUCUAUACCCCGCUUGGUAAAAAGGACCAAGGUCUAUUCGCACUGGACGUUGCUACCAAGGUGCUGCCAUAUUAUAAGGAAUAUUUCAACAUCGCAUAUCCACUGCCGAAAAUGGAUUUGAUUGCCAUAGCGGAUUUCUCGGCUGGUGCUAUGGAAAAUUGGGGAAUUGUUACGUACAGAGAGACAAUGCUUCUAGUGGACCCUGAGAAUACAUCCGUCAUUCGAAAGCAAACAAUUGCUUUAACGGUUGGUCAUGAAAUCGCUCAUCAAUGGUUCGGCAAUCUGGUGACGAUGGAGUGGUGGACUCAUCUCUGGCUGAACGAGGGCUACGCGUCAUUCGUUGAAUUCUUGUGCGUCAAUCGAUUGUUCCCCGAAUACGACAUUUGGACGCAGUUCGUUACUGACAUGUACACUCAAGCGUUAGAAUUGGACGCUCUGAAGAACUCCCAUCCAAUUGAAGUGGAAGUCGGUCAUCCAUCAGAAAUUGACGAGAUUUUCGAUGAAAUCAGUUACAACAAAGGAGCUUGUGUCAUUCGCAUGCUGCAUCAUUAUAUUGGCGACGAGGAUUUCAGACGAGGCAUGAACAUCUACUUGACGCGACAUCAAUACAAAAACACGGUCACUGAAGAUUUGUGGGCUGCUUUAGAAGAGGCGAGUAGCAAGCCAGUUGGUGCUGUGAUGACUAGUUGGAUAAAACAAAUGGGAUUUCCUGUGGUUUCUGUUUCGUCUGUGCAAAAUGGUAACAAGCGAGUGUUGACAUUGACGCAAGAAAAGUUCACUGCUGACGGUACAGCUUCUGCCGAAAAUUAUUUCUGGAUGAUUCCCAUCACCAUAUCAACAGCAAAGAAUCCGUCAGAAAUUAAACUUACGACAAUGCUCGACAAAAAGUCAAUGGAAAUUGUAUUGGACGACGUCGCCGAAGCGGAAUGGGUGAAAAUAAAUCCGGGCACUGUUGGAUAUUUCCGAACGCGCUAUAGUCCCGAAAUGCUCGACCAACUAAUACCGGCCGUUCGAAACCAAACACUUCCACCGCUGGAUCGUCUGGGUCUGUUAGACGACCUAUUCGCGUUGGUGCAAGCUGGCCGUGCAUCAACCGCUGAAUUUCUAAAGCUGAUUGAAUCGUAUCGCUCCGAAACUAACUACACUGUGUGGUCAUCGAUAACGCAAUCGUUGUUUAAACUUCAGAUUCUUCUGUCGCACACCGAUUUGUCAGAGCAUUUCAAUCGGUUCAGCAUAAAUUUGUACAAACCGGUUGCCGACGCUCUUACCUGGGAUGCCAAGGCGGGCGAGAGCCAUCUGAAUACGUUACUGAGAAGUUUAGUAUUGAAUCGACUGGUAUCGUGCAGUUGCUCAGAUGUGUUGAAGGAAUCCCGAAAUCGUUUCGAUUUACACGUUUCGGGUAAAGCCAUAUUGCCAGCCGACAUUCGGAAUGCAUGUUACAAAGCUGUGCUACAAGUGGCAGACGAAAAGACUUUUGAAGAUAUGUUGCAAUUGUACCGAGCCACCGAUUUACACGAGGAACGCGACCGAAUUUCCAGAUCACUCGGAGCCAUUGGUGACAAAAGCAUUUUGAAGAAAGUAAUCGAAUUUGCGAUGUCGGAAGAAGUGCGCUCCCAGGACUCAGUUUUUGUGAUUGCUUCAGUGUCCAUGAAUCCGAAGGGACGCGAUUUGACUUGGGAAUUUUUCAAAUCGAACUGGAAAAUUCUGUUGGAACGUUAUCAGGGCGGUUUCCUCUUGGCUCGACUGAUCAAAUAUCUAACCGAAAAUUUUGCCACUGAAGCGAAGGCAAUCGAAAUCGAAAACUUCUUCAAAGAGAAUGAGCUUCCGGGAACUGAACGAACCGUAUCGCAAUCGGUUGAGUCGAUACGAUUGAAUGCUGCCUGGCUGGCAAGGGACUUGGAUACGAUUACCAGUUUUUUGAACGCAAUUGGAAAUAAUUAAUUUGCUUCGAAUAUCUUCCGUCAUAUAAAACAUAGUGUUGAUUGUAUGUUUGAGUUUUGAUAGCACAUUAUAGACUAGACAGAAUAACGUUUU
This is a messenger RNA of Bradysia coprophila, 3410 nucleotides long. RefSeq names its product puromycin-sensitive aminopeptidase (gene Psa). The record is from RefSeq and is a predicted model, not a curated record. Gene Ontology annotation, biological process: peptide catabolic process; proteolysis. Gene Ontology annotation, molecular function: zinc ion binding; metalloaminopeptidase activity; peptide binding. Lineage: Eukaryota; Metazoa; Arthropoda; Insecta; Diptera; Sciaridae. Gene Ontology annotation, cellular component: membrane; cytoplasm.